AUGCUAAUGACCGAUGCCCUCUCCAGUCAGGAACCACUUGUGCCUAAUACGCUUAAUACCCGAGGCGAACUUGGCACUCAAGCCAAGUUCAGACCUCCGCUUGCACGAGCGAUUAUCGAAAGCUUAAAUAAGGCCAAGGAGAAGGCAAACAACGAAGGCGAGAAGUUGGCAGAUAUAUCUCAUACCACCUCAUUUUCCUUCUGCCACGUCUCAAGCCCGCUUGAAAGUUAG
This is a messenger RNA of Heterotrigona itama, 231 nucleotides long. The record is from the annotation of a GenBank genome assembly. Lineage: Eukaryota; Metazoa; Arthropoda; Insecta; Hymenoptera; Apidae.